This is a messenger RNA of Yamadazyma tenuis ATCC 10573, 818 nucleotides long. RefSeq lists its product as uncharacterized. The record is from RefSeq and is a predicted model, not a curated record. Lineage: Eukaryota; Fungi; Ascomycota; Pichiomycetes; Serinales; Debaryomycetaceae.
CCAGCCCAAGUCUUAAGGAGUUAAUGGUGGACAUGAUCUUAAACUACUGCUGGAAGCACUGGAAUCAGCACGGAGAGGCUAAUGGGAAGGUUAUCCAAAGCCGUACAAUCAUUUUCCGGAUAUUGUGCAAUUUGAAAAUCGGUGUCAGCUCUAUCGAGAGCUGGGGGCCUUCCCGAUCAAGAAAUCGAAUCGAGUUCAAGGUCCAAACCAUCAUGCGAGAAAUCACCAAAAGAGCCAAGUGCAAUGAUUACUUGGAACUCAUACCCAUGAUCUCGCAGGCGGUGGAGAUCAUAGAGGCGGUGAGCUUAAAGUUCAUUUUCUACGAUAUGCUUCUUAUUAUUCUCAAGCUGCACCACAAGUGCUGCAUGCACGACUACUUGUUGGACACCCACACCGAUUUGAAAGAAGUGGUUCAACAUGGGUUUUGGUACAAACAUGAGCGCAAGCUCGUUGCAAAGACCCAGGAAAUUUUUGAUUUUCUCGUGGCUGUCAACGGACAGAUUUAUAGUUGGUACACUGAAAUCUUACAGGGGAGAAUCUACGUCUCAAGUGCCUCAGGUGUGGGUCCUUUGAUGAGAGAUAUCCCCAGUGAGUACAAGCCGACACCUCCGGGGGGCUGGAAAUUUGUCAGGAAGUAAUAUGCUCAUAUGAUUUAGGAAAACGAUAUUGCUCGAGGUAUUCAAGUGGGUAAGAAUGAGACAAAUUUUUUGAUGGAUUUGUAGAUUUUGCAACAAUUGAAGGCGGUUUCACCAAUGGCACCAAAACACAUAAAUAGAUCAUCUUAAGAAUUUAACUAGAAAAGACGAGCUAGCAGCCCG